Lycium barbarum (goji berry) is the source of this 1352-nucleotide messenger RNA. RefSeq names its product GDSL esterase/lipase EXL3-like. Bases 100 to 1173 code for a protein of 357 amino acids. Gene Ontology annotation, molecular function: hydrolase activity, acting on ester bonds. Gene Ontology annotation, cellular component: extracellular region. NCBI's taxonomy places the organism in Eukaryota, Viridiplantae, Streptophyta, Magnoliopsida, Solanales, Solanaceae. The transcript has 5 exons. The record is from RefSeq and is a predicted model, not a curated record.
CAAUUUUUUUCUAGCCACUAUAAGUAAACAUAAGUGCGACUAGUGGCUCUUCAACUUCGACAUUGGAGAGCUAGCUAGCUUUUCAAACUCUAUACAAUAAUGUUGUAUGUAUUGUAUGCUGUUUGUGUAUUUUUUAGUGUCUGCAGCAGCGAAGCGAAGGUGAAGCUGCCGGCGAACGUGGUUGUACCGGCAGUUUUUGCAUUCGGAGACUCAAUUGUGGAUCAGGGAAAUAAUAACAACAUAGGGACGCCAAUCAAGUGUAAUUUUCCACCUUAUGGGAAGGACUUAAUGGAUGGCACACCAACUGGAAGGUUCAGUAAUGCCAAAACCCCACCUGACUUAUUAGCUGAAGAAUUGGGGAUCAAAGGGCUAGUACCAGCUUAUUUGGACCCGAAUCUAAGGGAUGAAGAUCUCAAAACUGGAGUAAGUUUUGCAUCAGGAGGUUGUGGAUAUGAUCCUCUAACAGCUUCCUCCAUGUCAGUCCUACAACUGUUGGAUCAAUUAACUCUCUUUCAAGAAUACAUUGAGAAGCUAAAGGGAUUAGUUGGGGAAGAAGAAGCCACAUAUAUUUUAAGCAACAGCUUUUACAUGGUGGUUGCUGGUAGUGAUGACUUUCUCAAUAACUACUUUUUCACCGGAUUUCGCCGGAAUCAAUACCAUAUUAACUCGUAUACCGAUCGUAUAGUGGCAUGGGCUUCCGAUUUCGUACAAGAAUUGUUCAAGUUAGGUGCAAGAAGAAUUGGGCUUAUGGGCAUUCCUCCAAUAGGAUGUUUGCCCAUGCAAAGAACACUACUCGGUGGAAUUAUAGCUAGAGGUUGUGUGGAGGAACACAAUGAAGCGGCACAAUUGGCCAACACCAAAAUGGCAGUUGCAAUUGAUUUAUUAUCAAAGACGUUGCCUAAGUCCAAGCUGGUUUUCAUCGAUAUAUAUGAUCUUGUAACUGAUUUCAUUGUCAACCAUAAAAAAUAUGGAUUUGAAGAAGUAAAGAAAGGGUGUUGUGGUUCAGGAAACAUAGAGGUGGGCAUGCUAUGCAAUAAAUACAGUGCAACGUGUGAAGAUGACACAAAGUAUUUGUUCUGGGACAGUUUUCAUCCCACCGAAAAAGGUUAUAGGGUUCUCGUUGAUCAGAUCAUCAAAAAUAAUAUGAACAAAAUUUUCAAGACAACUGUAUGAGUUCGUCCUUCAUCAGCGAUUUCAUUGAUAAAGCUUUAGUUUUGAUUCACAUGUGAACGUGUUUGUGUCUAGAGAAUUUUGAUAUUCUUUUGUAUGCAUGUGUCGUUGUUUUUCCUCCACAUAUACCCCAUAAUGUUAUAUGUUGAAUUUUAAGAGUGUGUGCUGAAUAAAUAGUCGGC